Messenger RNA from Bombyx mandarina (wild silkworm), 1297 nucleotides. It is a transcript of the gene VATPc, whose product is annotated as vacuolar H+ ATP synthase 16 kDa proteolipid subunit. The record is from RefSeq and is a predicted model, not a curated record. Gene Ontology annotation, molecular function: proton-transporting ATPase activity, rotational mechanism. Gene Ontology annotation, cellular component: proton-transporting V-type ATPase, V0 domain. Gene Ontology annotation, biological process: proton transmembrane transport. NCBI's taxonomy places the organism in Eukaryota, Metazoa, Arthropoda, Insecta, Lepidoptera, Bombycidae.
CAUUCGUCGUCAUAUGACCCAUUCUGUUGAGUCUGCAAAGCUUGGGCCAUAUUUGUCUGUGCAAAAGUAGUUUCGUGGAGUGAGUGUGUGCAGAUAGUCAUCACAGUUUUUGGGACCUGUAAAUACUCCCACAUUUAACAAACAAAAUGGCUGAAAAUAAUCCAAUCUACGGACCCUUCUUUGGAGUUAUGGGGGCGGCGUCUGCUAUCAUCUUCAGCGCCUUGGGAGCUGCCUAUGGAACUGCCAAGUCAGGAACUGGUAUUGCCGCCAUGUCGGUGAUGAGGCCUGAGCUGAUCAUGAAGUCGAUCAUUCCUGUUGUCAUGGCGGGUAUUAUUGCCAUCUACGGUCUGGUCGUGGCUGUCCUGAUUGCUGGUGCCCUCCAGGAGCCAGCCAACUACCCCCUUUACAAAGGGUUCAUCCACUUGGGUGCUGGUUUGGCUGUAGGAUUCUCUGGUCUGGCUGCCGGUUUCGCCAUAGGCAUCGUGGGAGAUGCAGGCGUGCGUGGUACUGCUCAGCAGCCUAGGUUAUUCGUCGGAAUGAUUCUUAUUCUUAUUUUCGCUGAAGUAUUGGGUCUUUACGGACUUAUCGUCGCCAUCUACCUGUACACAAAAUAAACGCCCUGAACACACACCACUCCCGUCGCCCGUGCUCCGAGCCUCUAUGCUCAUUAUCUGAGUCUGAAGACGCGCACAGGGACGGUCGUCGCCGGUAGCGGGUCCACCUUGCAUAGGGUUUCGGAGCACCCUUCCACUCUUGUAUAUUACAUUUGUUCCCUGCUCGUUUUCACAUAUCUCCAGACCGGUGCAGCCUUGUUGCUGCGGCUGCUCCGCAUCUAGAGACGUGAAUCUGUAUAUUUUUACUAAAAACUUUUUGUAAAAACGAUCAAACCUCAAUCAUGGUUUUAUUGAACAUGAAUGCUACCGUGCGAUGACCCCCCAGUAUUUGAUUAAUUUAUUACACAUAUGUUUUAUUUUCGGUGACAGGAGAGAACAUUUCUUUUGCGAUUUCUAUCGACAUAUCAGUUUUAUUUGCGCGUCACAUCCUCCGCAACAUCCGAAGAUAUCAAUUUAGAUUAUUUUAGCAAUAAGGCGAAACUAAUGUACAGUUAGAAGUAGAAAAUUAAGUCCAAACGAGUUAUUUUAAUAUAAUUUAUGAAACCGUUGAACCCCCAGGGUACAGUGUACCGGUCUCUUGCGGAGUUAAGGUUAAACCUGGCUUUGAAAAGUAUUAUGUGCUAUCUAGCUUUCAGUGUUCUAGUGGAUGUAUGUAUCCUAAUUAUACUGUUGUGAGCCUGUAU